AUGUCGAGCCCAGACUCCCAUACUAUGUUUCCUCCGGGGACAAUCAAACUUGAAGAACGGCAGGGACUGGCGUCGCGAUUCAAGUUGAGUCCCACUCCCUCUGAUGAUCCGGACGACCCUUUGAACUGGUCCCCGUUGAGGAAGGCCGUGAAUUUUGGGCUCACUUGCUCGUAUGUCCUCUUCACCUUUGUCCUCGUGGAUAUCAAUAGCUUGGCCUAUCGAGGCUACAUGUCCGAGCUGGGUUUGACCUACGCGACCUUCAACCAGGCGAGUGGGUCGAAUUUCGCCGGGCUCGCCUUUGGAUGCCUCUUGUUUAUCCCCUGUGUGCACAAGUUUGGCCGGCGUCCCAUUUACCUGCUCAGUGCAAUGGUGCAGCUGUCUUGUGCAAUCUGGUGGGCCAACUUCCACAAGGCCGGGGAACUCAUCGGAGUCAGUCUGCUGGCUGGACUCGCUGGCUCUAUCAGCGAGGCCGUGGUCAUGAUCACUAUUGUCGACCUCUUCUUUGUCCAUCAACAUGCUCGGAUGAACGGCAUCUUUCUGUUUAUGCAGAGCCUGGGGUCCACGGGUGGCCCGAUCGCGGCCGGGUAUAUUAUCGUCUCGAUGGGCUGGCGAUGGAUGUGGUGGAUGAUCGCCAUCUUCCUUGGCGUCAACUUCCUCUUCGUGCUGUUCUUCUUCGAGGAGUCCAAAUACAUUCCCCUCGUGGUCGGCCAUGCCGAGUCUUCUGAUCAUGACCAAGAAGGUGAACCGAGAUAUGACGAUGACCAGAAGACAGGGGAGCCGUCUACCGUCCGAGUGGCUACUCGUUCCACGGCAGAUCCCCGUCGCAGACGUAAGUCGAUUCGGCAACGCCUGGCCUUCGUCACCCGGACGGACAUGCCAGUGGUCCAGCACUUUUACCAGCCGCUGCUCAUUCUCUUCUCCUUCCCCGCCGUCGCUUACACGGCCAUCACAUACGGCACCAUCCUGGCCUGGUUUUCUGCCAACGCUUCGUCUGGCUCUUACUUCCUUUUGGACGAACCGUACCAGUUUGGCCCGUCUGCAGUUGGCCUGUUCCACCUCGGUGGAUUUUUGGGCACCUUCAUCGCGACUUUGACGGUUCCAGCCCUGAACGACGGGCUCAUUGUUCGAGCAGCCAAGCAAAAUGGAGGCAUCUUCGAGCCAGAGAUGCGUCUUUGGAUGAGCAUUCCCGGGGCUCUCCUGAACUGCGCCGGGUUGCUGAUGUAUGGGGUUGGACUAGGCAAAGGUAUGCAUUGGGCUCUGCUGGCUGUGGGUCAAGGGAUAUAUGGUUUCGGGUUUAUUACCACUGCCGAUGUGGCGCUGACAUAUCUUACUGACUGCUAUCCCGAUAUACUUGGGGAUGCGUUGAUUGCCAUUGUCUUCAUCCGCAAUGGGUUUGCCAUGGUGGUUCGCUUUGCCUUCACCCCUUGGAUCACCGGCAUGGGAAUCGAGAAUACAUUUGUUCUCAUCAGCAUGCUGGCCCUGGUCACCGUGGCCUUGCCGAUUCUAUUGAUGAUUUAUGGUAAACGAGCCCGGGCAAAGACAGCCGACAAGUACCGGAAAUAUGCUACACGACAGCCAGAAGAAGCAAAGGUUGCAAAACCUGUCGUAAACGACGUGUCAAAUGCGGUUUGGCUCACCCUGCGCGGCGUCCCAGGAUCUCACACUAACGGCAUCCAAGACGAGGCAAAGCCGCACUGCGAUCGGUGCACCAAAGGAGGCUACCGAUGCGAUGGCUACGUCGCAUUUGCUGAAUUUCAUGAUGAGACCAAGCGAUUUACCCGGAGGGGGCCCGGGGCUGAGACCUCCCUGGUCAGAUUAAGAUCCCCCCAGGACGAGAAUACCAGACCCCGAUGGAUCAUCGCCCCCACCAGAGACGACGACAAUAUCUUCACCACGCAUCUCGUCCACAAGAUAUUCAACCAACACGACGCGGAAGCCAUUCACCUGGCGUCUACCAUCUCGUUCCACCUGAGCCAGCCCGACGCAAACACGGCGAGCGACAAAGCUCUGGUCCUAUCAAAAACUUCGCUCCGUGCACUCUCCACAGCCUACUUUGGCCAAGUGCACCACCACGCCGACCUGCUCCACAGGGGAUCGAGAUGGUAUUCGGACGCGUUGAAAGAGUUGCAACUCCAGCUCUACCAUCCAGAACAUGCUCUCCGAGAAGAUCUGCUCGUGGUGAUUAUCUAUCUAGCCAUGUAUGAGUCCAUUGCGUUUACCGUGCCAAAUGCCUGGAUGCAGCAUUACAAGGGUCUGGCGCGAUUGACUGCCUUCCGCGGGCCCCAGAGACAUACGCAUGGGGUGGGGUUUGCGUUGUACCCAACAUUGAGGCAGAACAUUGCUAUAGCGCAUAUUGCGAGUCGCAAACGAUGUUUUCUGGAGGAGCCACAAUGGAAGACGAUUCCGUGGGCUGAGAAGCCCGAGUCCAAGACGUUGAUAGAUUGUCUCCAUGAUAUCAUGUGUGAUGUCCCCGGUCUGUUGGAAGCUGUUGAUUCGUUCCUAGCGGGAGGGGAUGAGACGGCGAGAACCGGACUGUGCCAGAAGGCUCUGGCCAUGCUGGACGAGCUGUAUGUCUGGCGAUGGACAUGGCAGGAUACGUUUCCUGGUGCCUCCUUUCCUGUUUCUGCGGAUCUGAAUAUGCAAGGCUCUCCACCUCGAUUUACAUCUGCUCCCCGCCCAUUCGAAACAGUCCUCUGGUUUCAUGAUUUCUCCCGUGCGCAAGAGGUGUGUAUGUAUGACUCAACGCUGCUCCUGGUGCUGAAGAUGUGCGAGUUUCUCCAUUGCCAUCCCGAGCCUAGUUGGAAAGAAAGCAUCAGCGACCCUCUCCUCCCAACUCAAGGGACGAGACGGGAUAUUGCGAUUGAGAUCCUCCGGAUGGUAGAUUACCAUCUGGACUGUCUCCAGGGAAGUGUCGGGGCAUUGAUGCUUAUUUUUCCGUUGAACGUGGCACGGCGGAAUUUGGAGUUGGAUGCUGAGAUCGCUUGGUUAGAUCAGGUCAUGGCACAGAUUGCUGAUACGCACGGGUUUGAGAUGGGCCGGGCUCAUAAUGUACAGUAUAAAACAGAAUGA
Molecule: messenger RNA, 3069 nt
Organism: Aspergillus bombycis
Lineage: Eukaryota; Fungi; Ascomycota; Eurotiomycetes; Eurotiales; Aspergillaceae
Exons: 7
Coding region: 1-3069 (1022 amino acids)
Biological process (GO): transmembrane transport
Molecular function (GO): transmembrane transporter activity
Source: RefSeq, a predicted model, not a curated record